AUGGGGAACUCACCGCCUACCAAAACUGCACUGACGAUGGUGUGGGGUCUGUUCUACUGUCUGUCAGGUGGAUGGUUGGAGACCGAUCCUACAUGGGUGAGUCCGGACGUUUGGCAGGAUCCGGAUCCGGAUGUCCAGGGUGUCCGGUACGUUUCCGGUUACGUCUUGGACUCAAAUCUACAGACCGGCUGGCGACGUGCAGACGAGGAGGGCAGCUGGGAACUCAUCUUCGAUCUCCAGGCGCCCACGUCGCUGUCCCGGAUCCGCCUGUGGCACGUCAACGACUUUGUCGUGACCGUCCGGUCUUCCACGUCGUCGGGACGUCGGUGGAGCGUCGUAAAGGAGUCUGCCGAAGUGAGAAAAGACGUUGACGAUCUGAGUGGCUUCCUCGUCACCGCGCAGCACUGGCGCCUGGACUUCACUCCUAUGAGAGAAGGGCGGACGAGCGAGAUCUACGAGAUCAAGUUUUUCCAAGCUUGUUCCGGAGUGGAGCAGACGGCGUGCUCGGACGGUGACUGUGACGUGUAUGAGGUGGUGUGUGACGGGAUUCCGGACUGUGAGGAUGGGAGCGAUGAACGCAACUGUGAUACGGAAUCCGAAAUGUGUGCUAACGGUUUCAUCAUCAACAAGACACAAGUAUGCGACGGCAGAGACGACUGCGGAGACCUCACAGACGAGAGACACUGCUGUGACCGACAAGGCAACGCAAGCUGCAGCAAUGGAGCGACUUCUGUCUGUGCAAACGGCGGCCAGGUCCUGCCGGCUGCUGUAUGUGACGGGAGAGACGACUGUGGGGACGGCAGCGAUGAGCGGAACUGUGACUGUUACUACCUUCGGGACAGAGGCGUCAGCUACAGAGGCCCGGCCAACCGGCACAUGACCUGCCAGUUCUGGGCAUCUCAGUACCCGCACGCCCAUAACCACACUCCCGAGGCCUACCCGUCAGCAGGACUGGAGCGGAACUACUGUAGGAACCCGGACGGGAGGGACAGACCGUGGUGCUACACCAACAACCCGCUCAUCAGGGCAGGAGACCGGCUGUGUCAGAGGUGGAACUCCCAGUUCCCCCACAGCCAUCCCCACACGCCGCAGGCUCAUCCUGAUGCGGGGCUGGAGGAAAACUUCUGCCGUAACCCUGACAACAAGGAGCGGCCCUGGUGCUACACCACGGACGGGGACUGGAGGUGGGACUACUGCGACGUGAUGGAAUGUGCCGAUCCCACGUCGAGAGAAGGCCAAGUGCGAUGCGGAACCACCUACACCUCCUGCUCGGGCUGGGUCGGGACCAGGUGCGGAUCCUGGCGGUCAGACAGGUCCUCCUGUCAGUGCGACCGGGACUGUAGUCUGUACGAGGACUGCUGCCAGGACAUGGGCGAAGUGUGCCCCGGCCUGGUUCCAACGCCGUCUGACCGUCACCACUACAAAUGGCAGUGCCUCCCCGGCUACUACGGGCAGUCCGCCUACUGGCUGGUCGCCGACUGCCCCGACGACUGGCCAGACGACAUCACCAGACAACAGUGUUUAAAACCGGCGGAUCCCUACAACCCGAGUGACCUGAUCUACCGCAUGCCUGUGGAGGAUAAUUCAACGCGCGUCCACUACAGAAACAUCUUCUGCGCCUCCUACACAUGCCGGCGCUUGUCAUCCGAAAGGCACGGCGGUUCACCGAACGGAACUACCUCUAAGUUCCAGAACUGCAGCAGAUCCGUUUGGACGUUCACGGCCGGAGAGUUCGAUGUCCUCCCCAACGGCAGCGUCCUCCUGUCGAGUUCUGGCGUGUCCUGUCCGGCCGAGCAGGUCGCCAUCGUAAACACAACAGCCUCGAUCUGCGGCGACUGCCUCCUGGAGUAUUUCUCGAACGACACGAAGGGCGGUGAGACCAUCAGUAGUUGGGAGGUCGACCAGGGGUACCUAACCCUGGGUCUUGUGUCAGCGUCUACUGUAGCCGUGGUUGCGUUCGUGGUGCACACUGUCAGGUCCGAGCAGUGGAAAAACCUGUCGUCAAAGCUGAAAGUACAGAUGAUGUCGUGUCUAGCUGUAGCCGAAACCCUUUUCGUACUGCGUGUGUUGGUCCCUCACGGGCUGGCCUGUACCGCAUUUGCGAUUCUGCUGCACUACCUUCUCCUGACGGCCUGUACGUCCAUGAACGCGCUUUCUUACGAUUUGUUCCUGACGUUUCGCGAGGGAGCCGCAAGAGCAAAACUGUACAAGUACGUCUUGUACACCUGGCUGGCGCCGGUACCCGUAGUCGUUGUCACGGUGUUCGUGGAAUUCUUUCCCGCCAUUUCUGUGCGCGUGGGCUACGGGGAGAAGUGUUGGAUCGGUGAUCCGAUAGCCAGCUUGGUGGCUUUUGGGGCUCCCGUCUUCUGCGCGCUUCUGGUCAACGCCGUCUUGACCAUCCUCGUGUUGCUGUCCAUACGGAAGUCGUUCCAGAUAGCCGACGCCGCCCUGUCGCGCUCAGGGAGCAGCAAGGCCUGGGUCUACCUGCGCAUCUCAUUUCUGAUGGGGUUUACCUGGAUUCUCGGGUUCGUCUAUCCUUACAUCGACAACAGAGCUCCCGAGUACAUCUUCAUCGUGCUGAAUGCCUCGUACGGCCUGCUGCUGACACUGCUGAUGACCCUGACGUCGGAGGUGGUGCAGAAAAUCAUGGACGGGUUCAGGGAACGGUUUCAUCUGGGGGAACAUGCUCAGGGCAAUGGGCGUGCGGCAACAACCAAUACCCGACAAACUACCGCACGUGGAACAGAGGCCAUGUCAGAUGGAGCAGGGGCAACAGCAGUAGCUGGAAAGGACGCUGUAGGUGUGCAACAGACCACAGUUCGUGUACCUGGGGCAAGGGCAGGUGGAACAGACACUAAAACACACACGGCAGACCACCACAGGUGGAACUGGGGAAAAGGCAGGUGGAACCGACACUGUAAGUACCCAGCAGAUUUCCGCAAGUGGAGCUGGAAUGGUAGGUGA
Messenger RNA from Branchiostoma belcheri (Belcher's lancelet), 2964 nucleotides. RefSeq lists its product as uncharacterized. The coding region runs from base 1 to 2964 and encodes 987 amino acids. Gene Ontology annotation, cellular component: membrane. Gene Ontology annotation, molecular function: G protein-coupled receptor activity; protein binding. Gene Ontology annotation, biological process: G protein-coupled receptor signaling pathway; cell surface receptor signaling pathway. Lineage: Eukaryota; Metazoa; Chordata; Leptocardii; Amphioxiformes; Branchiostomatidae. The record is from RefSeq and is a predicted model, not a curated record. The transcript is spliced from 12 exons.